CCCUAUCCAUUGAGAGCCAAACUGGUUUAGCCCUCUUGCAUUCUGUGUGGGAAGCCCUUCAGAGAAAGAGGUUUUAGGGUUUACCAGAGACGAGAAAUGGAACCGGCGAAUUCUUCCUCUGCCACGCCACCUCCGCCACCGCCCCUUCCCUCACCUCCCACCCCUUCUCCUCCGCCUAUGCAGAAGGAGGAGUCGCAGAAAAGGAAACCACCAACCCCUCAAGAACUCGUGGCCAUGUAUGAGGCAGAGGGUCUAGACCACAAGGAGGCCUCGUUGAAGGUGAUUCGAGAUCUGCAGACCAUUCUGUACAGAGUUACAGGGACGGGAAGGAACAAAAAGGACAAGUUCAUGGUAGAGACAGCGAGGAAGCUCGACACCGUCAACACCCGCCUCGCCAUUCUGGAGAUGAAGGUCGAUUCGAAGCCGGGGUUCGCAGAGACGCUGGCAAUUGGGGUCGCCGCCGGCGGGUUGCUGCGCGGGAUAGGGAACGCCGCUCCCCACGUCAUGACGGCUUUCUCCCAGAUGUGGUCCAGUGUUAAGAACUCCACAAGGACUUGAAUUUUGCCUUAUUUGCUCCCCGGCCGACCCCUUCGAUCCCCCUUCCAAGAUUUUUUGCCAUCUUUUAGGGUCUCAGUCUUUCUUUUCUUUUUUUUUCAGUGAGAACGAUGAGCUAUAUGUUAUGUUUCACAUCUUCCUGGGUGUUUUUGUUUCUUUAAGUUACUUUUUAUGGUUA
Messenger RNA from Nymphaea colorata (pocket water lily), 733 nucleotides. RefSeq lists its product as uncharacterized. Lineage: Eukaryota; Viridiplantae; Streptophyta; Magnoliopsida; Nymphaeales; Nymphaeaceae. The transcript has a single exon. The record is from RefSeq and is a predicted model, not a curated record. The coding region runs from base 97 to 558 and encodes 153 amino acids.